UGGCGUCUCAGGAAAGGAGCAUGCCGUUCAUCAAAAACUUGGCUUCAAGUGGUUCGUAGCCCCUUCCUUCUGUCAAAGGUAAAUAGUGCGGGCGACCUGCUAAUGGCACCAACAGACCGUAAAAUCCGAACAUCGGCGCUUGCCUCUCUUCAUACCUUCCUCUCGUCCCGCCAAAUCUCUUCCUCUCUCACCACCCUCGACAUCCUCAAACUCUGGAAGGGCCUCUUUUUCGCCUUGUGGAUGUGUGAUCGCGCGAUUCCUCAACAAACCCUCUGCGCCGAGCUGGCCAACCUUAUCAAUGUGCUUCCUCGCCAUGCUGUCGUCCCCUGGCUGCGCGGCUUCUGGGCGACCAUGGCGCGCGAGUGGACAAGCAUCGAUGUGCUGCGCAUGGAAAAGUUCUUGCUGCUGGUUAGGAGGGUCGUCGCCAGCGGGUUCGAAUGGAUGAAGAAGGGAGAUGAAGGCAAAAAGAAGAAGAGCGGGAAAGAGACUGCUUGGGAUAUGCAAAGGGUGGACAACAUUCUUGAUCUGUUGAAUGAAUGGCCCUUUUCCCUUGAAGACGAAGCGCGGGUGGAGCAAGGAACAGAAAAGGAAGAGUUGGUGCCCCAGACGAUACCCGUAGGGUUGAGGCUGCAUGUACUGGACAUAUGGGUGGAUGAGGCUGAGAAGGUCGGGCUGUUAGAAGCGGACGAUGUCGAGGCAAGCAAGAUCUUACAGCGCCUUAUCGAUCAAGUGGACGCUUUAGAGCAAGCCACAACGAGACCAGCUGUGCGCAUCCGAUCUAAAGAUUCUCUUGGGGAUGAGCGUCUCCCAGGCAACCGCAAGUCCGCGGUUGAAGAGGAUCAAACGACGACAGAUGGUGGGGAUGGAGGCGACUGGGAUGGCUUCGAGGACUAA
This is a messenger RNA of Podospora anserina S mat+, 894 nucleotides long. RefSeq lists its product as uncharacterized. The annotation marks the transcript as partial. NCBI's taxonomy places the organism in Eukaryota, Fungi, Ascomycota, Sordariomycetes, Sordariales, Podosporaceae. Gene Ontology annotation, biological process: rRNA processing. The record is from RefSeq and is a predicted model, not a curated record. Gene Ontology annotation, cellular component: preribosome, large subunit precursor; preribosome, small subunit precursor; nucleus. The transcript has a single exon.